This is a messenger RNA of Phanerochaete carnosa HHB-10118-sp, 393 nucleotides long. RefSeq lists its product as uncharacterized. The record is from RefSeq and is a predicted model, not a curated record. The transcript has a single exon. The coding region runs from base 1 to 393 and encodes 130 amino acids. Lineage: Eukaryota; Fungi; Basidiomycota; Agaricomycetes; Polyporales; Phanerochaetaceae.
AUGGGCUACCUACUCCUGCCUAGCACUUUGGGAGACACAACUCUGGGCUUUCAGCGGCCACUUGUACCCCUGGCCGGCAACCUCAUGGUCGUAGUAUCCGCUUUGAACCACAAGCUCGCAGACCCGGACGUCGGUCGCUACUCUGUCGUGUAUCCACAUCUGCUAUGCGUGCUCAAGAAUGACGAUAUACCGAAUCGCCAUCUCUGGCUUGGCAUCAAAGCGUGGAACACUGGCCUAACUGUUAUACGCUGUGGCUCGUGGUGUACCAUCGGCUCGGAAACGUUCGCUCCGGCUGUCUACUCUGGAAUCUCAUCCCGAAGUUUCCAACGCCGCGAUUCCUCCCAUCGCCGGAGCCGGCCUCGGGACGUCGCAGUGUACUGUCGCAAUCCAUAA